This is a messenger RNA of Salpingoeca rosetta, 4866 nucleotides long. RefSeq lists its product as uncharacterized. The transcript is spliced from 40 exons. Gene Ontology annotation, cellular component: membrane. The record is from RefSeq and is a predicted model, not a curated record. Lineage: Eukaryota; Choanoflagellata; Craspedida; Salpingoecidae. Bases 245 to 4459 code for a protein of 1404 amino acids. Gene Ontology annotation, biological process: membrane fusion; plasma membrane organization.
CAGGACUGGAGUCCAGCCCAGCACGACGCGACAACAGCAGGAAGAAAAGCCUUUGCUGUGCUCGGAAGCAGUGGGUGGGUGCACGCUCAUCGUGCACACGGACACAGACCAACCAGCAUACAGCAGACAGCAGCACACAGGCACAGCGCGCACUGACGUGUUGUGCUGUGUGUAGGCGUGUGUGUGUGUGAGUUGCUGACACAGCUUGUGGAGCACACAGAGCUGGCGAAAGGAACCCACGAAGAUGGCGGAACCCAAGUUGGAGGUGACCGUGCUUCGUGCCACGGACCUCAAGAACGUGGAGAAGAAAGGCAAAUCAGACCCAUACGCCGUGCUCGAGUUGGCAGGCACUGAGUUCAAGACAAAGGUCAUCAAGAACAACUUGAACCCACAAUGGGAUGAGACAUUCAAGUUCACGCUGCCCGCGCCCCUUUCCGCCAACUCGCCCGCCCUCAACAUCACCGUCAAGGACAAAGAGCGGACGCGGGACCGGCUGCUUGGCAAAUGCACCGUUCGCUUGGACGUGCUCAUGGGAGAUCGCACGCAAACCAAGUUCUACUCGCUCAGCCAAGGCGAGGGCCGCAUUCAGCUCCGCCUCAAGUACGAUGGCCCCGUCGAUUCCUCUGCUCCAGCCGCCCCGCAGGCCGGUACGGCAACAUGCCUUAUGCGACGUUGUCGCAUCCGUGUCGAGGCGUCCAUCGGAAACAUCGGGAACGUUCUUGAAAACCCGGACACGGAGGGCAGCAUCACUGCGCCGGCCAAACCGACAUUCGACGGCUCGUGCUACUACUACAUCUCCUGGGAGAACAGAAAGCCGUGCCUCGAACUCAAAUCAGACUGGGAGGAUAUUGACUACCGGUACAAGACGCUCAACUUCCUGCGCACGCUCGCAGCGUCCCUCGAAGACAUCUGCCACCAAAUUGCUGUGUUCCAGUCGCAGCGGGACAUUGAGGAAGAUGCGCUGCUGGAUCUCACCGACGACGCCAUCCUCGCCCUCGAGACAUUCCAGAAGCUGUGCCAGCAGCCGCUGCCCGCGCUGCCAGACGGGAAGUUUACGCGCCUCGAUUACCACCUCUUCCGCCUCAGGAACGCGAGCAUUCGCACCUUCAACGCCAUGGCAGGCACCAUGAUCAAGAAGAUCAAGGAGCUUGGCGCGAUGAAGAUUCUUGACAUCUGCGGAGAGGAUGUGCCUGAUCUUCGUGGACAGGUGAUGGACAUGUGCUACGAGCCCCAACUCUCCAUCCCAGACGUCAUUCUCUGGAUCCUCACAGACGACCAGCGCAGAGCGUACCUGCGUGUUCCCGUCUCCGACAUCAUGUUUGACGAGAACCCGGCACACCGCGGAAAGCAGUUUGGACAAGUCCAGACAGCGUUUAUGAAGUUGCCGGCUGCCAAUCGCUCCAAAGCGAACCAGACGGGCGACAUCCCUGCCCAGAUUCAGUUCCGCGCGUGGUUUGGCGACGCGGAGUACACCGCCCUCUGGCCAAAAUCACCCGCGACGCUUGCCGUGCUGUCUGAGGUGUACGAAAACCAGCGGUACAUGCUCACCAAGUGGGCCGACCCGGGCAUCGGCAGGUACACGGAUGUGACACGGAAGAAGAAGCAGCCAAAGGACCAGGUGCUUCUGCCCACGGGCUGGGAGUGGACGAGCGAGUGGGAGAUUGCGCCUGAAAUUGUUGAAUUUGAUCCAGAGGCGGCUGUUGAUGCCGUCACGGAGGAGGUCUGGGAGAACCAGCGUCUCAUCCCGUUCAAGGGCUGGCGCAACCCGACGUCGCACCCGUCGUUCUCUGCGCUGAAUCCGCGGGAGAAAGCGGACAAGGACAGCUGGGAGCUGGACGAGGGCUGGGCAUGGGAGGGCGACUGGGAAGUAGAUACAGCGCGGCCGUGCGACCACGAAGGAUGGGCGUAUGCGGUGUCGUUUGCAAGCAAGACGUUCUUCCCCGCGAAGAAGAGGAUCCACUGCGUGCGGCGGCGGCGGUGGACGCGAACACGUCGACGCAUUGCUCGCGUGCAGAACAGAGAUGGCGACACUGGCGAAGCCGAUGCUGAUGCUGAUGCAGACGAGGAGGACGAGGCAGACCCACUCAUGGAGGGCGACCCUGAGGGGUGGCUGUAUGCGUUUUCGUUUGGCAGCCAGUUCCACAAGAAGCGACGCCGUCGUGAUCUUGUGCGCAGCCGCCGCUUCCACCGCGAGCGCCAGCCCAUCCCCGGCUUUGACUUUGCAGAGGUUGCCCCGCUCACACCAGAGGAGCAGGAGCAGACAUACAGCGUUGGCCUGUUCUACCGCUAUCCAAAACUUGAGCUCUACCAAGUCAGAGCACACAUUUACCAGGCGCGCAAGUUGAUCGCUGAGGACGCGUCUGGCCUCUCCGAUCCGUAUGUGUAUCUCAUCUGCGGUCACCACAGCACGCGUUCCACCACCGUCAAGCAGAGCACCUGCCCGCUCUUUGACCAGGUCGGCACGCAUGAGAUUCAGCACGUGAUGAACUACGCGCACUUUCCCGAGCCAAAGGACCCCGCCCUCGCCGCCAUCACAAGGAACACCGUCAUUGCCAUCAGCGAAGGAGACCGGGCAAGCGUGUUCAACAAGAAGGACGAGGAUGCGAAGAGCAUUCUGCAGGAGGCGAAGAAACAGGAUCCAGACUUUACGGAGGAUGAAAUCGACUGGUGGACGAAAUUCUACGCCUCCAUGCAGCAGUCAGAGGCAAUCAAGAGGUAUCGCGGCAACGUGUUCACAAUCUACAAGUGGGAGCUGGAACGCGUCUUUGAUCUUGAGGACGUUGUCUCUUCGUUUUCUCUCGUGCGUGGCAAGACUGGGCAGCAGCGGGAGAGCGGGAUGUUCAAGGGCAAAAUCCACGUCAUCACAGACGUCGACGAAGUGCCGCCCGGGAGCACCUUUGAUCGCGAGGCGCAGACGGAUGUGACGCGUGUGCUCGUGCGCGUGUAUAUCGUCAGGGGCGAAGACUUUCAACCGCAGGACGCCAACGGCGGCUGUGACUCGUACAUCCAGAUCCACCUCGGCAACAAGCGCGUGGUGAACGACGUCAGCAACUACAUCCCAGACGCGCUCUCCCCCGUCUUUGGAAAGACAUUUGAGGUUGAAGCGGUGAUUCCGCUGCAGACGGAACUUCGUGUCUCCGUCUGGGACCAGGACACGCUCGACAAGGAUGACCUCGUUGGUGCGACGACGAUUGAUCUCGAGGACCGCUGGCUCUCAAAGUGCCGGCCGCGAUGUGGUCUGCCGCAAACAUACACGCGCGAAGGCUUCAACGCAUGGCGCGAUGCGCACACACCGCGGGAGAUUCUGAGCGAGCUGUGCGAGGAACACGACCUGCCGGAACCGUUGUACAGCGACGACCCGAACAACGUCUGGGUGAAGACGGCACUGCCAGAGAGAGGCAUUGAGACGUUCACGUGCCAAUAUCUGGAGCCAGACAACGACAUGGAGAUUAAGCUGGAAAACGCAGCGCUCAGCGCAUUGCACAGCAUGGACUGGACGCCGGAGCACAUCGAGACACGGCGGCUGUACAACGACUGCCAGCCCGGGGUUGAGCAGGGACGGCUCAAGAUGUGGAUCGACAUGUUCCCGCUUGAUGGCCCGCCCAUCCCACCGCCCAUUGACAUUUCGCCGCGGAAGCCAAAGGAGUACGAGCUGCGCGUUGUUGUGUACAACACAUACGACGUUGUUUUGGAUGAGAAGAGCAUCACGGGCGAACGUAUGAGCGACAUUUACGUCUCCGGUCUCCUCCGCGGCAUGGAGAGCAAGAAGGCAAAGACAGACACCCACUACAGGUCGCUGAAUGGCGAGGGCAACUUCAACUGGCGGCUCAAGUUCAAGUUCCUGUACUACCCGGCAGAGGAGAAGCUCGUGUUCCACAAGAAGCGCAGCCUGCUCUCCCGCGACAAGGAGGAGAUCAAGGUUCCGCCCAUCCUCGCACUUCAGGUGUGGGACAACGACUUGUUCUCCGCCGACGAUUUCCUGGCGGCGAUUGAUCUCAACUUGCUGGAGAUGCCGGCUCCCUUCAAACUGCCAAAGAAGUGCAAGAUGUACACUCAAGAGUACCACGACAAGCACGAGCGCAUCAACCUCUUCAAGGCGAAGCGCGUUGCCGGUGUGUAUCCGUGCACCCGCGGCGGCGGCGAAAAGGGCGAGGAACUCACGGGCAAAUUGGAAGUGGAGAUUGAACUGCUGACUGCCGAGGAAGCAGAACAGAAAGACAAUGGAUUUGGGCGGAAGGAACCAAACCAGUUCCCAAAGCUGAAGAAGCCAAACCGCCCGCCCACGUCGUUCUUCUGGCUCACGAGUCCCUGGAAGACCUUCCGAUACAUCAUCUGGAAAAACUACAAGUGGUAUUUCCUCCUGGCCCUGCUCAUCUCCGGGCUCAUCACAUUCCUCUGCCUCAUGUUCUACAACGUGCCCCGUUUCAGCGUGGGUGCCAUCUUUGGCAGCAAGGCCUGAAUGGCCAAAUGAUCCCAACGCAUCACGCGCAGCCAUCACGUACACUGCUGGAAAUGCUUGCAGGCAUGGCGGUGUUGCCGUAUUGGUCUGCAACGACCAUUCUUUGUCCCUUGUGUGCUUCCAUUACCUUCUCGCUUGCUCCAGUUAUCUUUCAUCUCCGCGCACUCCAUGCAAUAUUAUGUUGUUUGUGCGUGCGUGUGUGUGUUUGUGCGUGUGUGUGUGUGUGUGUGUGUGUGUGUGUGUGUGUGUAUUGUUUGCCCUUUUGUUGUUUCCCAUUUGCCUUUUCCUCGCUAUCCCUCUCCUUGUUCAUAUUCCCGCAUCACAUAGGCUGCUUGCUUGCUUGAUUCACGCUACAUGAUUUCUUUCCCCGCUGUCCUGCAUGCGCGCACAUAAACAGCUGCUUCACA